AUGCGGCGUCGAUUAUCUCCUGGAAAACUCAUCAGGGAUGGGGAGUUCACCUUGUUCGAGGCUGUUGGUGCUCUCGAGAUUGGUGAUCCUAAGAUGGACAGCGGCUGCCCCGGCGGAGAUUCGGAUGAUGAGAUCUUCGACGCCACCACUCCUCUAUCCGCGACCGAGGUGAUAUGGCUUAUGGAUGAGCUAAUGUAUCGUGAGGUCGCCUGGCAUCAAGGUUAUCCACUUUCGCAAACCCUGUUCACUUCUGUUCAUCUGGAACGACUGCUUUGGCCUGAGCCCAAAAAGCUCUCGGAUGCUUGCUUCCAUAGAGAUGCCUUGGGAGGUAUGUCGGACGGUUCUAUUAUUACCGCAGUGCUUGAACCGUUCUGCUUGGCCCUCAUAAAGUGUUGUGAUCUUGUCCUCACAAUGGUUUCGGGACAUCAUUAUUACGAGGAAGAAGACUUCGCGACCCAGGUCUUUAACCGACCAUUACUUUCGAUAUCUUCACCGCAAGACGUACUACUCCGUCUUGAGGAUGCACGUUAUCAACUGCCCAAACUUCGGCUAGAUCCACCACUGCGUGAUGCGUUGAAGGCUCGUUUAGAUGUGCGACACUUCUUUCUGAGCAUGCUCCAGAGCUGUGAAAAUGGGACGCCACCAGAAGUCAAGUCAAGCGAGGAAGUCAUCUCGCUAAUCGACUGCAUCCAAAAUUCAUCUAGUCUGGGCACAGCAUUCUCCACUGAAGCAUUUACACUCAAACUGCAACGUCGAUUUGCAAGUAGUGUACCACCACGACCAAUGGUUGUUACUCCAAAGGAUGAAUCAUUCCGCUUUUUCAAACAGCUUGUCACCGACGCCACCCGAUCUUUCGAAGUGCUCAGCAUCACAUGUAGUGUGGACUUGCUGGUAGCAUACCAAAGUUUCAUGUGCCAGGACCCCCAGCCUUCGGUCUAUGUGCGGGCGCUUCUCCAAUCCUUCCUUGCCAUUCAGAAUAGCAUCCUUGGUCGAUAUUCCUUGAAACAAUUCAUCUCCCAAGACCUACAACUUCUGGUCUUACCAAAUACCGCACUCGUCACAGAACAUUCUGAUACGACUCUCACAUUGAGCGAGGAGCAGUUGCAGACGUUGUCUGAAUUUGAAUAUUUUAUCGGUCGGUAUGGUCAGUCCUAUCUCAACCUUUUCCGAACUUUUUGCCUCAACCCAAGCCGAGUUCGCCGCACCUUAUGCCACGCCGCGCUCGAAUGGGACCAGAUUCAAGCCGAAGCCGAAGAACUUGACACCACAGUGCAUGCUUCUUUUGGAGAAUAUCCUCAAGAAUAUCCAGAUGCAGAUGGCCCUACAUUCUCAUACUCCAUCAGCAGUUGGGUUUAUCAUUACAAGCUGCUACAGUUGCGAGGCAUCAUACAGAUGGGCUUCCAGCUUUCUGUCUAUGCUCCCCAUGAGUACUCGGGUAUGUAUUGGUAUUUGUCUUAUCUCUCGAGCACUCACAUGUCACACCUGGAACGUAUCAGCUUCUUCGUGUCAAGUGAUCGAAAGCAGGGCAAGAAACAACAAGAAAAUGUGCAGGCCAGCUUGCACCAACUUUAUCGACAGUUCACCUGGGUAAAGGCCACCGAGGCUCUAGCAAAAGCUUUACACAGGCUUCUGGUAGUGAUUCAACGACACGGUCACUUGCAGCAGCCAAGACCGAGCUAUUCCUCAGAUCAUCUCAGAUAUGAAUUGAGAAUGCGCCCGUUCCAGCAUCUGUCCAUCCCAGAGCCACUAGCCCCCGCUGUGGCACGGCAGGCAUGUUCUCUGCAAGAGCUGUCCGACAUCACUAUUCUUGAACAGGCUCUACGAUUAAACCAGACAGCCAAGAAGGCGUGGGAAGAAGUUCUUAAAGAGAACUGGAAUGCACAACCUGUGUCCACGGACAAUACUGGGCAUGAGGGAGAUCAAAUCGCUACCCCAGUGAUUGAAAGAGAGUGGACGAAGGAGGUACGCAACUCGAUUAAGGCUUGCAUCGGCACAGGCAUCGCAGUCAGCGCUUUGAUGAAGCACUUUCAAGGCGCUGAUGCCUCAGGCCAGAUUCGAGAUGUGAGAAUAACUGUUCCAGUAGUGGGUGACCGAGAUCGUUGGCAUCCAGCAUGGGUAGUUCCCAAAGUUGUCGGCUGA
Molecule: messenger RNA, 2139 nt
Organism: Exophiala bonariae
Lineage: Eukaryota; Fungi; Ascomycota; Eurotiomycetes; Chaetothyriales; Herpotrichiellaceae
Exons: 5
Coding region: 1-2139 (712 amino acids)
Biological process (GO): N-terminal peptidyl-methionine acetylation
Cellular component (GO): NatC complex
Source: RefSeq, a predicted model, not a curated record